This is a messenger RNA of Camelina sativa (false flax), 468 nucleotides long. NCBI's taxonomy places the organism in Eukaryota, Viridiplantae, Streptophyta, Magnoliopsida, Brassicales, Brassicaceae. The record is from RefSeq and is a predicted model, not a curated record.
AUGUCUCUAAUUCCGAGCAUUUUUAGAGGCCGAAGAACAAACGUGUUCGACCCAUUCUCGCUAGACGUAUGGGAUCCGUUCGAAGGGUUCUUGUCGCAGGCAAACGCACUGGCUAAUAAGGACGUGGCAGCGUUCACAAACGCUAAAGUGGACUGGAGGGAAACACCUGAGGCACACGUGUUCAAGGCGGACUUGCCGGGGCUUAAGAAGGAAGAGGUGAAAGUGGAGGUUGAAGAUGGGAACAUACUUCAGAUCAGCGGAGAGAGGAGCAGUGAGAAUGAAGAGAAGAGUGGCAAGUGGCACCGUGUGAAGAGGUCAAGUGGGAAGUUCAUGAGGAGGUUUAGGCUGCCGGAGAAUGCCAAGGUGGAGGAAGUGAAGGCCAGUAUGGAGAAUGGUGUCUUGUCGGUCACGGUGCCGAAAGUGCCGGAGAAGAAGCCUGAGGUCAAAUCCAUUAAUAUCUCCGGUUAA